AUGCGGGGGGGCGAGGCGGCGCGCCGCGCUCUCAUAUUCCGUAUAUUGAUUGUGUGCGAGGGGGGCCGGGGCAAGGAGGGGGGCCACGGCUGGAAAAUUGGAAACGAGAUGCAGGGGCUGGUGAGCGACAAGACGUUCCACUUAAAGUGGAACAACCACCUGCAGAACCUGAGCCAGCUGUUCACGACCAUCUACUCGUCCUCGGCCCUCGCGGACGUGACGCUGUCGUGUCGCGAUGGCACCCUCAAGGCGCACAAGCUGGUCCUCUCGGCUUGCAGCCCCUACUUCGAACAGAUAUUCAAGGACAACCCAUGUCAGCAUCCUAUAGUGAUUCUGAAGGGGAUACCCUUCUCGGAGAUCAAUCUUCUGGUGGAGUUCAUGUACAAAGGAUCUGUGGACGUCCAAGAAUUAGACCUACAGUCCCUGAUGCACACAGCUUCAGAGUUGGAAAUCCGUGGAUUAGCAUAUGAAGCCAGAGACAAUGCUGCGCAGUUACUCAAUGUUAAUCUGGAGUACCCAUCUUAUACGCAGACGUCCACCGCCUCUUCUGUGUCCACAUCGCAAACAUAUCAGCAGUCCCGAACUGAUGUAGAGAGAUUAAAACAGAUACACAUGUACCAGCAAUCGAUGAUGCGGGCCGAGGAGGUUCGAAGGCGACGAAGGGAAGACAUGCCCACCACACAAACGGCGGUGAACAACAUUCUGGCGGCGGCGGCCAGGGAGAUGGAGGAGGCGAGGCAGGCGACCAGGACGGGCGACCUGGGUACGAGAGUGGUGGCGAGCAUUCAGACUGAACAAGAGAAUGCGGCUACACCGUCCUCGGAAGUGAGGCGCGAGUCGGAAGACGACAGGCCAAAGAAGAGGAUGUCCAUCAUGUCGCCCGACGACGACAGGGCGCGAGUGAAGAAGAAGAUGACUGUACGCUUCCAGGACGACAAGAGCGAAGAGCCGCCCAAUAAGGUCACUUCACCCAACGCCGCCAAUAACGGGGAGCCGAAAGACUCCGACAACAAGCAGGGCGGCAUCAAAGUGGUGCAGUUGGCCGUGCUGCAGAAACCGACCAACAAUGAACACGACGACUACGACGAAAGGGGCAAGGCGAUGGACGAGGACGAAGAGACAGAUUCGAGCGGGUCCGUGUCGGACGCGGCCGCGAACGACUCGCAGGACUCGCGGCCCUACGCGUGCGACGUUUGCGACGUCAGGUUCGCCCGCUCGUCUCACCUGAGCCGACAUAGGCUGACGCACACCGGAGAGCGGCCCUACACGUGCGGCGGAUGCGGCCGCUCUUUUGCGCGCUCCGACAAGCUGCGCGUGCACACCAAGAUCUGCGAGCGGGAGGACCCGACGGUGGACAUGGCCAGCGACCAGCAAGUGGGCGUCAAGCGCGAGAACAACUCCGAAGUGAUGUCCGGGAUGGUGCGCAGCACGCACCGCGAGUCCGGCCACCUAGUGUUCACGCCGAGCGGGGACGUCAUGCUGCCGCCUAGAAGCAACCCCGUCAUCCUCAACUCUAGCCUGGAGCCGGUGAAGAACGAGCUCAGCCAAGGGGAGCUCUCCGACCCCCCGAGGAGGGGACGCGGCAGGCCGAGGAAGACCCCGUUGCCGCUCACGCCCAAGAUAAAGAAGCGAAGAGGACGACCGCCGAAGACGUCGCUCGAUAUGGAGGGAUGCGUCCUCACGGGCGGCACAGUGAUGGGCCCGAGUCCGCAGCACAUGUCCGCCCUGUCGCCGGCUGGACAGCAGCUGCUUCUGAAGAGGAAGCGCGGGCGCCCGCCCAAGAACUACCUGAUUCCGAACAGACCCGGUAUGGAUAUGACAAUACCGAUGCAGUACGGGCUAGCUGCCGAAAUAAGCAAACUUUACGGCCGACCGAACGAGAACUACAACGCCACCAACCUGCCCUUCGGAGACUUCUCUUACCUGACGGAGAUGAUGUACAACCCGCUCGCGUACUCCUACGGCGUGACGUCCGUGGACCCCGACCGCAACGUCGACGCCGACCUCAGUAUGACGUCGGAGACCCACGACCGGACCAUCGACGUGUCGGACUCUUCCAGCGACGAAGAAGACUCCAGAGUGGAACCGGAGGAGAACAUCCCGGCCGUCGCGUGCGAGACGCAGAUAAUGACAGUCGGCGACUGUCAAAUUGUCAAACUUCCAGCCAACGAGGACAAGGAAGACAAAGCCGAACCGGUGCAGUCGGAGACCAACGUGUCCGUCCCGACCCCCAGCUCGGUCACGAUCACUCCUAUCACGACCGUCGGCGACUGUACCAUACGCCCGGUGGAGAACACAUAA
This is a messenger RNA of Leptosia nina, 2301 nucleotides long. The record is from the annotation of a GenBank genome assembly. NCBI's taxonomy places the organism in Eukaryota, Metazoa, Arthropoda, Insecta, Lepidoptera, Pieridae.